AUGGAGAAUUUCGCGCGUCACUUUUUCUCACGCACAACUGCAAACACACACACAAAUAUGCUUCGAACGAGAUCAACAAAACACGCAUCAUCGACUUUAGCAGCGGCGGCUUCGAAAAGAGUUAUUCUCUCUGUCUCCUCCUCCAGAACGUUCGUUGGGAGUUUUGAGGAGGAGGACUUUGAUGACGAGAGAAGAAGAGGAAAGAUGAUGCGUUCUCGACACCAACAACUGAAUCCAAUUGGAUCCUACUCAUCAUCAUCAUCAUCAUCAUCAUCAUCGAGCGUGAAGAAGUCCUCGUUCUGUAGGGCUCGUUUUUCGACGAGAAGCAAUACUAACGAUGACAUUGAUAAUAAUAAUGUUAUUAUUAUUAAUAAUAAUCUACGACUUCGUCGCCAAUUCUUUAAUUCGUUUAGAGGAUACGCGAGUAGUAGUAAUAGUACUAGCAAAAGUAGUAGUAACAACAGUAGUAGCGAGAAGAAAAAUGAUUCAUCAUCGGGUGCUUUAACCAUCGAGGAGGACGAGGAAUUCGACGAGAUAACCGAUAAAUGGAUACCGGAGAAACCAGUGACGAAAGCGGAAACGGCGGGGUAUUCCGUGGUGAUCGUGCUUGGGUUAGGGUUAGCCGCCUCGGCUUUAUUUUUCGCCAGCAAAGAGUUAUUCAUGAGUCCGAAAGAAUACGUGGCGUUUAACGCGGCUUUGAAACAGAUCGAGUUGGACCCGCGAGUCACGUCGGCGCUCGGCGAGAGCAUCACCGGGUACGGGAGCGAAUCGAGAAAUCGAAGUCAGCGACAAAGAAUUCCACACACGAUCGUGAGAGACCCGGCGAGUGGGAGAGAGGUGGUGAGAGUGCAAUUUCACGCGAGAGGGGCGAGAGGGAACGCGACGGUGCACGCGGAGUACGAUCCGAGCAACGCGGAGGAACCGUUUGGGUAUUUGAUUGUUGACGUGGAGAGACCGAGAUCGAUGCGGUUGGUUGUGAAAGAGCCAAGACAGAGGCGCUCGAUUAUGGGACCAGGUACGAGUUUAGUAGGGUAA
This is a messenger RNA of Bathycoccus prasinos, 1035 nucleotides long. RefSeq lists its product with no specific name. The transcript has a single exon. The record is from RefSeq and is a predicted model, not a curated record. The coding region runs from base 1 to 1035 and encodes 344 amino acids. Gene Ontology annotation, cellular component: TIM23 mitochondrial import inner membrane translocase complex. NCBI's taxonomy places the organism in Eukaryota, Viridiplantae, Chlorophyta, Mamiellophyceae, Mamiellales, Bathycoccaceae. Gene Ontology annotation, biological process: protein import into mitochondrial matrix.